AUGCCCGAGGACCGCGAUCGAUCGACAAUACCUUCCUGGGACGGCUCAGCCCGUGGAUGGCGGAGGUACAUCAGGGAAGUGGCGUGGUAUGUUCAGAGCACGGCGCCUCACAAAAGACGCCACUGUGCUGCGAUUCUCAUUUCGAAGCUCACAGGACCAGCGAGGCUGUUGGCUAUGUCGUGGCCGAUGACCAUCUUCGACCAAGAGGACGGGACGAGACUCUUCCUCCAGCGACUUGCUCAGUCGCCCUUGGUGAGGAAGUCGCUUCCGAAUGCAGCGGCGAUAUGCCAGCAGUACUUCUCGUUCAAGAGGAGCGUGGGCGAGAGCAUCGGCAAUUUCCUCGUCAGGGAGACGCUGGUCCACGAGGAGUUUGUGGAGGCGAUCACGCGCCUCUAUGAGGAGAAGCAAGGUGUGGCACAAGAUCAACGUGAUUUCGGCCUACCAAGCCCUGAGGCCGAUGCUGGUGAAUGGUGGUACCGAGGUGAUUCGUGGUACGGCGAUGAAGAGGCAACGGGAAAUGCUCCCGGAGAAGGCGAAGGUGCUACAGUUGCUGGAGAUGAAGACGCUACCGAAUCACCUGUCCAUGAUCAUCCCCGAGCUUCUGCGGGCUCGUCGCCGAGCCAUCGGAGUGUUCCUGGAAAUGUUCAGCCAGAAGCCGAGCCACCAGGACCCCUUGAUGAACUCAGCUUUGCGGAUUCGUUCCUGUUGGGAGUCCUGAGGGGAUGGCGGCUCUUACAAGCUGCAGGCCUCAGUCCGGAGGAGAAGAGGGAUAUCUUGAGUACGAGCAAGAAUUCCUUGGAGUACGAGGUCAUAGCAGCGGCUCUUCAGACCUUGUGGGAUGAGCAGCUCUUAGGGCACCGGCAUCACCCGUCUUCGCACCACCCGUACAAUGCUCACCACCUUGAGGCACAGGAGGAGGACCACUUGUACUAUCAGACUUCAGAGAACGAUUGGUGGUACGAUGAUGGCAACUGGUGGUACGACGACUACUACACCGACAACUGGUGGGAUUCCGAGGACUGGGUUCACGAGGGCCAAGAGGGUUUGCAAGCCACUGCUGAGGAGCCUGUGGAUCCUGAGGCGCAGGACAAACUGCGAGAGGCUCAACAGGCAGAACGUGUUGCCGAGAGCCUCGCAGCGGAAGCCAACAGGACGUGGGCCGAUGCCCAAAGGGCGACUCAAGCCCUGCGCAGAGACAGGGGAUUUGGAGCUCAAAAUCCCGGUGCAGGAGCUGGGCCCAAGUGCUACGCCUGCGGUGGCUCCCACUUUCUACGUGACUGCCCCCAACGUCGGCCGGGAUCCUUCAACGGCUAUGGCAAGGGGAAAUCCAAGAACUACCACGCGGAGACGGAUGACCUCUACCACAACUUCGCCGGCAAGGGCAAGUCCAAGGGAAAGGGCAAAGGAAAGAAAGGCAUGUGGCUAGAAUCUCAAGCCAUGUGGAACAAAGGCAAGGGCAAGACGAAGGGCAAGAGCAAGGAUGGCAAUCGAUCGGUCAAUGCGUACAUGGCCGGCGAGUACUUUGUUGGCGGACUGGAACUGAAGGAUUCGAAGGAGAUCAACUCUGCGGAUUCAAGUAGCUCUCCAGCCGCAGAAGUCGGUCUUCUUGACUGCGGCGCAACAGCCUCUGCAGCUCCCGAGGCGGUUGUACAGUCCUUGAUCAACGCCGUCUUGUGCCAUGACAAGAACGCUCGCAUUGACCUCGAUCAGUCCGCUCGGCCAUACUUUCGGUUUGGGAACGGCAAGUGGGGGAGAGCUGUGUGUAAGGUUACACUACAGAGUCGAGCAUCAGGAUCUACAAGAAGUUUCUCGUUGUACACCCUACCGAACCCUGCCGAGUACUAUCAGUCCAGCUUUGACAAGUCAGCCCUAGUGCCUAUCCUCAUAGGUAUGGACUUCUUGGGACCCAACGGCGUUGGCAUGCUGAUUGAUUUCUCCACAGGCUUAGCUAUGUUGUCCAAGGAGUCCAAUCCUCAGGUGUUUCAGCUCUGCAUCAAUCAGAAGGGGCACUACACCAUGGAUAUUGUCCACUACCUAACUAAUGGUCAGAAAUGCCUUGAAGGUCAAGCUCAUGUAGUUGUUCGUACGACCCCAACCAAAGAGACCUUGGACCUCUCACAGCAGAUGCUCGAGCUUUGGACUGCAUGGAUUGAUCUGAAUGUUGCUGACCAUGAGCUGCAUGAGCGUGAGCUUGAAACUUCUCGCAACAGGCUGUGGAUGUUGUAUCGUGAGUCUCAACGUGUCAGUGCUGCGGUUUUUCCUCAACAUCCUCUCCAAGCUCCCCUCCGCGAGAUGGCAGCCUCCACGAGUGCUCCCCCGGAGAUUCACGACGAGAUGAUCCUUGCGGCAGCCAAUGCCGCCAAGAAGGCGAACAACAAGAACCGGGCUCCUUCGCUGGAUCCGACGAGGCGGAUGCGAGCCGAUACUCGCGACCCAAGGGCUGCAAAGGCUCAGUGGCCGUGUUACGGAGCGCAUCAGCCAGCACCGCCACAGUCCAACCGUCACGGCCAGUGGGUGCACUGCGCGAUCUGCGACUACAGACUUCUGUACACGCCACGAAAGGGCUCUCCGGCGAACACUACGGCGACAACGAAUGGUCCUACUGUGAAGAUGAUGUUGUCGCAGCUCCAGCCGCUGAUGGGAGAUGUUCGACCGACGGCGCAGAUCUGCAAGCACAUGCUCGACAAGAUCACGGCCGAGGUUGUCUUGAACAAGGCGAUCGUGGCCCGCAAGGCGGAGGUGGCCAGCGCCGGGUAUCCUUCGACACCAAGCUCGACGUGGGACCAUGUGGAAGUGGACCCGGAUGCCGAGCUGAUUGUGAGCGAGAUGUCGCUCUACGUUGGAAAGAAAGUCUUGGCUAUGUCGGCUCUGAUGACUACGGCGUUGACGGCUAUGCUGGUGGACCUACAUAUGACAGGGCGAGACGGACUAUGGGAAGUUUCGUGUGGACCCCACGAUUGGCUCACCCAGGCGGCCGAACAACAUGGACUACAACCUCGCCGUAUUGAUCAUCGGAGUGGCUACGACUUGUACCAGAAGGAGACGUGGCAAGGACUACGAGGACUUCUUCGAAGGCGGCGUCCGUGCAAGAUAUGGUUCUCCCUGUCACCAGCGAGGUGGUGCAAUUGGGAAGCGGCCAACUACAACACUGAGGAGCUCAAGGUGAAGUUGGAAACGGGUCGUCGCAAGGAGCGACGUGCGCUAUGGGAAAUGAACCAGUUCGUGAAGGACGCACUACAAUGGAUCCCUGAUCUCCAGAUCUACUUUGAGUGGCCGCACCCAAGCUCUGGAUGGAGACAAGCACCCAUGGAAGACUUGGCGAACCACAUGGACAGCCUUGGAGUUCCAUGGCUACCGUGCCGAUUGGAUGGGUGCAACUACGGCAUGAAAGACACAAGGGGCCACUUCGUGAAGAAGCAGUGGCUCAUCCGGACUACAGAUGAGCGCUUCCACAAGUCCUUUAGAGCGAAAGUUUGUCCAGGAAACCACAAGCACCACAACUUCAACUCCGAUGAGAACCUUCACAGCAACGGGUUUUACCCUUGGAAGAUGGUGCAGUCGAUAGCUCGACACUGGCGAGAUGAACAGGCUCCCUCGCGCCAUCGUCAGUUGCUUAAGCUACAAGUCGAUGGCCCGGACCUAUGUGAUGGUGAUGAUGAACUUCAAGGACAACUACUUCAUGAAGAUCUUGUCUUGGAAGAAGAGAGCCCCGACCUGGAUUCCGUUCCGGAAGUGUUUGCUAUGCCUAUGUCGGCCAGCAACAAGAUUGCUUGUGAGCAUGUUGCGCGAGAAGCAAGGGCCCGAGGACUACUGGAACUCGAUCAACUACAACGCGUGCUCCUACUUCUACACGAAUCGUUGUCAGUCAGAAGGUCGAGUUACAAUGAACAUUCUCGUGGGACUAUCCCCAAUGUGAACAGCUUCACCUUUGGAGCCUACUCCCAUGGCAACUUCCGGGGAGUGACCAAGCUAACGGACCAACAUCCAGAACUGGUCCGCUUGCUCAAUGCUGUUCUACGUCAUCAACUACCUCGAGAACAAUGGUCAACAGUUAUGGUGACCUUCAAUGCGAAGUCUGCGCCCCACUGUGACCAUCACAAUCUGUUGACUACGAACAACAUCCUCCUGGGACUUGGUGAUUUCCGAGGAGGUGGACUCUGGCUACGACAAGAACCACCACCUGGUCAACCCGUCGUGCGUCGACGAAUGGCUGAUGGCACCAUGGCCAGGGGACACGUGAUUGACAUCAACCACAAGGUCACGAUCUUCGAUCCAAGAGUCAUGCAUGCGACUCAGUCAUGGAAUGGGUUUCGCAUCGGUAUUUCAGCUUUCACUACGAGAUUGGCAAUGGAUCUUUCCGAGGAGCAAUAUCAAUCACUACGACAACGAGGAUUUCCAAUGCCAAAACAGCAAGCUGAACUACAUGUACUACGAGAGAGCCAAGAGCAAGAACCCAGAAUUCCCGAUCCUUCUUCUGGUCAGGAUGGGAUGAUUCAAUCAGUGAGCCGAGAGCAAGAACCCAGAAUUCCGGAUCCUUCUCCUGGUCUUUGUAGUUAUGAUGCAUGCACCACGACUUUCUCUGGCGAACUACAGGCGCAGGAGAUCGACCCAUCUGUACUUCGUGAUGUACCACAAGCGGACUUGGAAGCCUGGAAGGCCAAGAUCAGCAAGAUACAUCGUGCAGCUGGACACCCCACGAAUAAGAAUCUGGCUAGGAUCGUGAAGGACGGUGGUCAUGAAGAGUGGAAGGUACAAGUUGCACUACAUCAUCGCUGUCCGGCGUGUGAGGCUCUCAAACCGGGCGGCACGAGUUCUGGAAAUAUACCACCGGCGACUACUACUCCGAUGUACCGAGCAUGGCAAGCAGUGACUGUGGAUGUGGCCGAAUGGAACAUCCCUGGGACCAAAAAGAAGGCCAAGUUUGCACUGUUCAUGGAUAUGGCAACGAAGCUACGUGUGGUGCAACCUCUACUGGUCUACGAAGUGCUUGCCAUGCAGGCAGAAUCCACCGAUGAAGUGAUCCAGGCGUUCUCGGAGAGAUGGUUGGGGGUUUUCCCAAAACCUGAGGUCGUGAUCUUCGAUGCAGCCUACAGCUUUGCCUCAGAAAAGAUGCACGACUUCCUGUCAUCCAUCAACAUUGCGGCUCACUACAUCGCGGAUAAGGAAAGUUGGGCCCAUGGUGUUUCAGAAGCAGGAGUUCAAGAUAUGAAACGAACGGCGACCGCAAUCCAUAUGGACUCACUGGAGCAGCACCCGUUCGUGACGCUCCAGUUGACCGCAUCGGCCCUGAACGCCACGGAGUACACAGCUGGCUAUUCCUCGUUUCAGUGGGCUUUUGGACAGAACUACAACGUCUCUGAUGAAGAUGUCCGAACCUUUGCCAGCAUUCCUGAUGACCAACGAGGUGAAUUUGCCAGGCUGGUGACUCAAAGACAGAAGGCCGAGGAGAUAGCACUGAAGUCCCGAUCCCAACGCAUCCUUACCAAGCUGUCUAAUUCCACCGUGCGACAGCCCUUGAGAACCUUCAAGGAAAUGGACCUUGUGAAGAUCUGGCGAAAGCUUUGGCCACAGGAAGUUCAUCGUGGACCACGGGGAGGAUUCAAACUUUCGGGGCGACCUCAUUGGAUAGGCCCUGGGAGAGUGGUGUUCCAUGAGAUCCUUCCCCAGCAAUCACCUGAAGAUGAUCGCAGGCACAUUGUGUGGGUCCUGAUUGGAUCACGUCUCUAUCGAUGCUCUGUGCAUUCAGUGAGACCCGUGACGGAAGUGGAGAAGUUUGUCUAUGAGACUUCAAACCAAGAGGACUUCAGCAAAUGGCGCUCGCUCGCUGAUAUGCUUCCGAAGCGCGAGUACACGGACCUACUGGGUGAAGAGCCUGGCGAAGGUGAAAGUGAACUUCCUGAACUACCUCAACGACCGGAUUCGUCAACGCAGGUGGCACCGACAAGGCGUGUGAGUCGAAAAACUACAAUGGUGGCUGUACCGCCACCCGCAUUCCCAGUGGAAGAUUCUGGUGGAGAAACGACAACUGGCCUGAACGACCAGUCCUCCAUCAAGCAGCCACCGGAAACCGAUGUGAACGAUUAUGACGACAGCGAGGCCAAGCGGGCCCGCAAGGAUGAGAACUGGGUGGAAAUUCUAUACAAAGAAGCCGAAAUGGAGGCCAAGUUUGACCUCUACGAUGCGAUGGCCGAGACGGAACUGUUUCUUCGGAUGGAGUUUGACCUACAAGCACCCAGCUCGCGACGGGAACGACGGUUCCUGGAGAACAAUCCCCAGCUCUACCUCGUUAAGAAGAUGAAGGAUGCCGAGGUGGUUUUAUCCAAGCUGCCGGCUCAUGAACGACCUCUCUUUAACCGGGCCAAGGCAAAGGAAGUGGACUCCUUUGUGAAGAACGAGGCCGUGCGGCGAUGCUUGAAUGAUCAAGAGGUACGAGAAGCCUACGAGACCAAGAGGAUCGUCAAGGCGAGAUGGGUUCUCACAUGGAAACUGGUUCCACCUGAAGAUCAAGAGGAGGCCAAACAAGAUGCAGCCUCGAACUCCCAGACCGUCCACACCAAGGACGGAACGCGCAAAGCCAAGGCCAGGAUCGUGUUAUUGGGAUUCCAACAUCCCAAUCUUCUGGAUCCCUCCUUUAAGACUGCCAGUCCUGUCCAGAGUUCCCUUGGGCGCAACCUCCUGUAUGCUAUGUCUGCGCAGCAUCAGUGGAGUCUUGAAGGACUUGACCUGGCGACAGCGUUUCUUCAAACGCAACCUACAGCUGCGGACCAGAAACUGUGGACCAGUGGUGUGGAAGAGCUCAGAGAAGCUUUGGGAGUGGGAUCCGAGGCCAUUAUGCGGAUCCUAAGGAACAUCUACGGCAGCACCACUGCUCCUCGUGGACUCUGGUUGGACCUACACGAGACGCUGACGAAGUUGGGAGGCGAAGCGGUUCUUGGUGAACGAUGUUUGUGGCGAUGGUCGUCAAAGGAACGCAAGGACUGCAGCCUUGGAGAACAUCCUCUGACCAUCGGAGCUAUGGGUGGUCAUGUUGAUGAUUUUCACAGAAUUGGAGACGGUUCCGAAGAGUGGCUUCGCGUGAAAGAGGCAGUCAACUCUGCGUACAAGUGGGGGACUGUGAAAUCUGGGAGCUACCGCCAUGCCGGCACGGACGUGACGACCGUGAAGGACAAGGCGGGCUUUGAUAAGAUCCUUGUGAACCAGGACUAUUACGUGGAGACGGUCCAGGAUGUGGCUAUCGAUCCAGAUCGCCUACGUCAAGAUGAUGUCAUGACCUACAAGGAGAUCGAAGCGUGCCGCACAAGCUUAGGCGUGCUGCAAUGGGUGGCCAUUCAAUCACAGCCACAAAUCUGCGCUCGAUGUAACUUACUGCUCACCGACCUGGUGACCUCUGGAACCCUGGCAACUGCCAGAGAAAUUCAAGAAGUCAUCUGCGAGCUACGUCGUGAGCCGUUCAAACUGGUGUUUCAGAAGUUUCCUACUGUGACCCACUGGUCUGAACUGGUGUUCGUGAGUAUGGGAGACCAAGCUCACAACAACAGGCCGAAGGGAGAUUCUACAGGGGGUUUGAUCACAUUGAUCGCUGGACCAGAAUGUGAAUCUGGUCAAGUAUGCCCCAUGAAUAUUCUGGCCUGGCGUACAUGGAAGCUAAAGCGCAAAUCCAUAAGCAGCAACGAUGCAGAAGUACAAGCAGUUCUUGAAGCCGAGGACAACAACUUCAGAGCAAGGUUGUUGUGGAGUGAACUACAUGGUGCCGGUCAUCAACUACAUGCCGGACCCCUACGCCGAGAUCUCGUGGACAACACGGAGCAGCAGGUCAUGACCGUGAAGGGCAUUGUGUGCACCGACAGCAAGGGCGGCUAUGAUGCUGUGGAGCUCAAUGAGAGCCCCUUACUUGGGCUUAGCAAUAUGAGAUCAGCUUUGCAAGCCUUCCAACUGCGGGGAAACCUGGCACGCACAGCAUGUCUUUUGAGAUGGGUAGCAUCGGACUACGAUUUGGCCGAUGCUUUGACAAAGAAGAAAGCCGAAUGCCGUGCUGGAUUGAUCAAGUUCCUUCGCUCAGGCUAUUGGUGCAUCAAGUACGACCCUGCAUUUACCAGUGCCAAAAAGGCAAAGAAGCAAGGUAGGUCCGCUGUUGAGGAUAUCGAUCGUCAAUUGUACAGGGAGUACGAGUCAUCACUGACCUCUUUUGGGGCUAGUGCAACAGGUAUGUUCUUUCUUGAUUUCAGUGAUGACUGGAACUCCGCGGGCCUCUAG
Molecule: messenger RNA, 8253 nt
Organism: Symbiodinium sp. CCMP2592
Lineage: Eukaryota; Dinophyceae; Suessiales; Symbiodiniaceae
Source: the annotation of a GenBank genome assembly